UGUCGUGAAAGUUACUCUUAACCACCAAUUUCUUUCAGGGAUUAUUUGUGUGUUGGGGUGGGGACUUGAGAGCCAUUCACUCGAGAGAGGAAGAGAGACAUGAAGACUGCCUUUCUCACCAAGCACUACUCUCUUCAACUCUAAAUCAGAGUAUAUUGACAGGUGGCAAAACAAGAACCAAUGGCUAUGGUGAUGUCAGGUGGCACGAUGCCACUUCACGCCAAUCCUCUUCCUCUAAGUAUCAUCAACACCAAAACAAGAGUCCGGCCUGCAUCAUCCUCGUUUCCGCUAUCCUCACCCGCUCCUCACACCCCUUCCACCUCCCUCUCCAUCCGCUUCAAGCCCUUUCAGCAUGUUUCCCGGUCUCUCUCUGUGGUAUCUUCUCUUCUGUCAGAGGACAGAGCUACUGGAGUUAGUGGCUCCGGGACAGAUGCACUCAAGCUAACAUACUUUGAGGGAAAUAGCUGGCUAUGGGAAACAGGUGGAUUGAAAAUCUUGGUUGAUCCCAUUCUCGUGGGUAAUUUGGAUUUUGGAAUCCCAUGGCUCUAUGAUGCUGCCAAGAGAUUUUUGAAACGCUUCAAGCUUGAUGAUCUCCCUGAAGUUGAUUGCUUGCUCAUCACUCAAAGCCUUGAUGACCAUUGCCAUCUAAAUACCCUCAGGCCGCUUUCCGAGAAAUCUCCAGACGUAAAGGUUAUCGCAACUCCAAAUGCAAAGCCUUUGCUUGAUCCUCUUUUCAGAAAUGUAACUUAUCUGGAACCUGGAGAGACCUACGAGCUAAAUGCAAGAAACGGUUCUAAAGUUCGAGUUAAAGCCACAGCAGGACCUGUCCUCGGUCCACCAUGGCAACGCCCUGAGAACGGGUAUCUUCUUGUAUCACCUGAAGAUCAGAUAUCUCUCUACUACGAACCGCACUGUGUAUGCAACAUGGAACUUCUGAAGAAUGAAAGAGCCGACAUUGUAAUCACACCGGUCAUCAAACAACUUCUCCCACAAUUUACUCUGGUUUCUGGCCAAGAAGACGCUGUCCAGCUAGCCAAAAUCUUAAAAGCCAAGUUUGUUGUGCCGAUGCAAAAUGGCGAUCUUGAUGCAAAGGGGAUUUUAGCAGGUAUUAUAAAGAAAGAAGGAACGAUAGAAUCAUUUAAGGAAUUGUUAUCAAGAGAGCUUCCAAAAGCUCAAGUGUUGGAGCCCAUAGCAGGUGUGCCGCUAGAGAUCUUGCCUCCAACGUCAGACGUUUAGAAUGUAACGGGUAUAUGAACAUGACUCAUGAGGAUACACACACAUGUAAAUAUACUAGGCAUUUUGUUGUUUUAUUUUUCUGUAAUGAACGAUGAUUAUUGUUAGUACUGUGUUGAUUAUUUAUGAUCUUCGUGUUGUGUGUGACAA
Messenger RNA from Raphanus sativus (radish), 1383 nucleotides. RefSeq lists its product as uncharacterized. Bases 181 to 1236 code for a protein of 351 amino acids. The record is from RefSeq and is a predicted model, not a curated record. The transcript has 7 exons. Lineage: Eukaryota; Viridiplantae; Streptophyta; Magnoliopsida; Brassicales; Brassicaceae.